Nerophis lumbriciformis (worm pipefish) is the source of this 2069-nucleotide messenger RNA. The record is from RefSeq and is a predicted model, not a curated record. Lineage: Eukaryota; Metazoa; Chordata; Actinopteri; Syngnathiformes; Syngnathidae.
GGGUCACAGCCUGGUCACACCAUUGGCUGUCGUAAAGAAGGGAGACAUUGAUGGACAGCCGAUUUUUUGCAUAUAGAGCCAAACGCUCACAUCCAACGUCACCAAACUCCUCUUGCUACAUCGUCAUCGUCAUCCUUCUAGACAAUCUAGUGAACUUUUGCCACACACACACACGCACACGCAAAAGAAUACUGUACGUGUGUUUGAGUCAUCACGGCAACAGCCACUUCCUGUCCAUCGCUUGCAGACACCACCUGAGGCAGAAUGAGCCCCAAAGAUGUGGUUUUUAAGAAAAUCUGCAAGGACAAAUCGGUGGGCGUCUACAUGGGGAAGCGAGACUUUGUCGACCGUGUGGACUCCGUGGACCCAGUAGAUGGCAUCGUCCUCAUUGACCCGGAGGCACUACAGGGGAGGAAAGUGUUCGUCACUCUGUCCUGCAUUUUUCGCUACGGCCGCGACGACAUGGACGUGAUGGGCAUCGCGUUCUACAGGGAGCUGUACCUGUCCACUCGCCAGGUGUACCCGCCCCUGCAAGACCGCGAGCAGGGCAUCCACACCAGGACUCAAGCCAAACUGCUGCGUAAGCUGGGGGACAACGCCUACCCGUUUUUCUUUGAGUUUCCCGACAACCUGCCUUGCUCGGUGGCACUCCAGCCGGCCCCACAUGACGUGGGCAAGCAAUGUGCCGUGGAGUUUGAGAUCAAAGCGUUCAGUGCCGAGAGUCAGGACGCCAAAGUACGCAAACGGAGCUCCGUGAAGCUGAUGAUCAGGAAAGUCCAGUACGGUCCAGACAGCGAGGGAGCGGCGCCAUCUGUAGAAAUCACACAGGACUUUGUCAUGUCGGACAAGCCGCUGCAUGUGAGAGCCAGCCUGGACAAAGAGAUUUAUUACCACGGCGAGACCGUCAAAGUGCAUGUCAAUGUCACCAACAGCUCCACCAAAAACAUUAAGAACAUCAUCCUCUCUGUGGAUCAGGUUGCCACGGUGGUGUUGUACUCCAACGACAGCUACGUCAAAUGUGUCGCCAUCGAUGAAUCGGGGGACGCCGUGCCUGCGGGUGGGACGCUCCAAAAGGUCUACAAACUCCUCCCCCUGCUGGCCAACAACAGAGAGAGGCGGGGCAUUGCUCUGGAUGGAAAACUCAAGCACGAAGACACCAACUUGGCGUCAUCCAGCGUCAUCAAGCCGGGCGUCUUAAAGGAAGUUCUGGGAAUGAUGGUGUCCUAUAGAGUCAUGGUCAAGCUCAUCAUUGGAGGCUUGAUGGGGUCAAGUGAGGUGGAACUGGAGCUUCCCUUCAAACUCAUGCACCCAAAACCUGACACAGGUGAGCAAGGUGCUCCUCGUCACAGAAAACACAACUGUUACACGUUUACAAUUAAAAAUAUUCAUAUAAAACAGAAACGCAAAUUAAUUGUCCUCUUCUUUUUAUACCGUACUCUUAUCACCAGUCAAAGAGAGGUGAGUAUUUUCCACGUUAUUGAUUAGAUAGUUGUAUCACUCAAACAGAUAACACACAUAGACACAGAUUAUUGAAUAGAUAACUGGGUAUUGUAAUACUACAGGUUUACGUUUAUGCUAGCGAGCUAAUGCAAAAGUGCUAAUAGUUUGUGUGUGUGUGUGUGUGUGUGUGUGUGUGUGUGUGUGUGUGUGUGUGUGUGUGUGUGUGUGUGUGUGUGUGUGUGUAGUGAAAUGGAGGAAGAGAUGGUGUUCCAGGAGUUCAAGCGUUCUUACCUAAAAGGCAUGAUCUGUGACGAUGACGAUGAGGAAGGCAAUGUGUCAGGUGGCGACGACAUGGCGCCUAAAGAGAAGUGAGCGACGGCUAGCGAAAUAACAGCGCUAGCUAAUUUGAUCAACAUGAGGUUGUACUUGUAAGUAAGAAGUUUUCAUGGAGCCAUGCUACUUUAACUGCUAACUAGCGCAUAUAAAACUUGAUUCUAUACAUUUAUUUUAUCAAACAAAGCAAAAACUUGAUGACUAUCGACAUAUUAGUAAGGUUGACUAUCCGUGCUUCAGUUUGUAUUUGAUAUGACAGAAAGAAGCAUUUAAAUAAAGCACUUCUUUAACACAUA